This is a messenger RNA of Harpegnathos saltator (Jerdon's jumping ant), 2558 nucleotides long. RefSeq lists its product as uncharacterized. The record is from RefSeq and is a predicted model, not a curated record. Gene Ontology annotation, cellular component: transcription elongation factor complex. Bases 186 to 2297 code for a protein of 703 amino acids. Lineage: Eukaryota; Metazoa; Arthropoda; Insecta; Hymenoptera; Formicidae. The transcript has 10 exons. Gene Ontology annotation, biological process: snRNA transcription by RNA polymerase III; positive regulation of transcription by RNA polymerase III; snRNA transcription by RNA polymerase II.
UACGGUUGCAGUUACAGAUUUUCUACGUGCAAAGGCUUUUAUGAAGUAAACGAGCCGGUGAGUUGCAAGAAGAUAUGCUCGAACCAUGAAAUGAUUUCGUGUAGUUCAUCAUCACUUAAAUACGACAGUAUUCUAGAAGAUGAGCAGUCUCUUCAGUGAUAGACUGCAAAACGUAUCUUUUAAUCAUGGAGAAGUUCAAACAAAUCGAUUGGAAUAUUUCCUUGGAGAACUUAAUAGACGAUGUAUUUAUCACAGAUGAAAGAUUGGAGAAGGACAGUGCAAUAUACAAAAUUAUGAAUGAUAACUUUACAGAUCCAUUUAAUAAUAUUGCAGAUGAUUAUAAAGAGAUUAACAUAGAGGAGUUGAAAUCCUUGACUAAAAAUAUCAAUGAUUUGGAAGAAAAUAAAGAUGAAGAUGAAGACGAAGAUAAUAUUAAAUAUGAAAUAAAAGAAGAAUGUAAGGAAAAACAAAACACCAAGAAACACCAAAAGUCUAUGAAAAAAGAAAAAAUCAUGAGCAAUAAGAAAUGCUACGUACCUGGUAUGAGAAAGUUACCAUCUCAGUUUGUUAGAAACUCUAGUUUAAAUGCUACUCAGCAUGCUAUGUGCAGUCGUGUUUUGUUGCGACUUUCUAACUAUGAAGUAACACCAACAUUGGCAGAAGAGAAAACAGAAUUGGAAUGUUAUAUGGCAUUACAGAAGACAAUAUCCACAGAACAAAAUAAGUUUCUAACAUUGGCCAAGAAGAUAUGGGAUGACAGUGCUCCGUGGCCUAUUAAAUAUAAUGUAUAUAUAGAAUUAAGGUGGGGCAAAAAGAUGUUUGAAUUAAAGAAACUCCCCAGAUACUAUGUAGAGACUUCAAAUGUGCCAUUUUCUUUAAAUAAGGAUAUUAUUGUGAAGUUUAUAUCUUGUUUACAAAAACAGGGUACUUUUUCAGAAGUAGUACUGCCAAAACUUGAUAAGCCAUAUUUCUUGGAGAUAGACAGUAAAAUAUUAUUCAGAAAAUACCCACCUAGUUUAUCAUCAACAUUGCCUCAUUUUAAAUUACCUGUGAGCGAGGAUACAUAUUGUACAAAUCUUGCAGAAAGCACUAAAGUGGAUCUAGUCAUCUCAUCUAGUGGUCUCAAGUGUUUAUUAAACAACAUUGCCUUAGAUUUUCCAAACUCUUGGGCAAUACCAGUAGUUAUAAAAUCGCAUCAUGAGAAGAAUAUUGUUUAUAUCGAUAAAAAAUUACCACCUACCGGUGCUACUUCAUUGCAGAAGAAUACCUGGGUAUAUAAAUACAUUCUUCGGCAUUGUCUUGUUCCUACUGAAGUCGCAUCAGUUUCCACUGAAGUUAUAUCAUCAGAUGGGAAGACAUUUGCAGAAGAAGACAAAAUUGUGGAAGAAAAUGAAUCUAUGACAGAGGUCCACGAAACAUUGAGUGAAAUAUCCAAUCCUUCAAAAAGUUUCGACGAAACCCACCUUGAAAAAAGUCCCUCAUCUUUGAUAAAUAAGCAAGAGAACGUAACAUACAAUCUCUUUACUAUAGGACCAAUGGAAUCUCAGAACCAAUGUAAAUUGAUAAAAGACAGUCCAAAGGAAUAUCAGAUAUUAGUUCGGACCAAAACAGAUUGUGUCCAGGCAUUACCGAACGGACAGUUGCAGCUUUUGAUGUUAGCCCCGAAACUGGAGCAUCAGUUGGCACUUGGAGCAGAAGCUGCAACAUUGGAAGAAAGCUUAGAGCAAUGGACGUCAUUAAUGUUCAGACCAGAUACAUCAUUAGCUAGAGUCAGGAUAGCAGCAGAAUCAGGGGAAAUAAUACAAAUUGAAAGACACACGGUAAUGUCAUUGAGCGCUGAAAUACAGAGACUUUACAAAAUCAAAGUGAAAGAUUCUUUAGCAAUUUUACAUAAUGUAAUUGAAAAACUGUCGUGCCUAACACCUGGCCGAUAUCUUAUGCGAUAUACUGCACAACAUGGGCCGUUCGCAUAUGUUUAUAAAGAGACUGAUGAAUGUGGGAAAAACAAUUUUGACUUACACUCGGUUUAUGAAUCCGAAGUAUUCAACACAAUCUCUGACACACCAUGGCCACCUAUAGAUACAAUAUUAAUGACGCCGACACACAAAUACCUUUAUAGAAUGCCUGCUAUGUUCAAUCAAAAUAAAAUGCAAACAUUCAACUCGACUAACGUAACUUCAGGAGUCUCUGGAAUAAAGAAACAUACAGAGAAGAAUCGAAGUAUUUCUAAUCAAAAAGUUCCUGUUCGACGAAGCCUUAGAGAAAAAAAGCCAAGUAGAAAAUUAAUUGACAUGUAACUGUAUGGGAAGUUUGCUGGAACUACAAUUUAAUUAAAUAUUUUUUUUAUUUAUACAUAUAAGAUAUAUAUGAGAUAAAUGUAUAAUUCGGGAUUAACAUACGGAAUGUGCAUAAUGUUUCAGUAAGUUUAAUUUACGUUAAGUUAAUAAUAAUAUACAGAGAUAAUAAGAACAUAUAGAACUGAUAUGUGUAAAUCGGACUGCAGCAUGUAUAAAACUAUAUAUAUAUAUAUACAUAUAUAUAUAUCUUAAUCAACAUGU